Thlaspi arvense is the source of this 1062-nucleotide messenger RNA. Lineage: Eukaryota; Viridiplantae; Streptophyta; Magnoliopsida; Brassicales; Brassicaceae. The record is from the annotation of a GenBank genome assembly.
GAGAAACUAGGCACAGAAUAACUAUUGGGCCUAACGGACCAGGCCCAAAUAAAUGAUAUUGCAUUCGGGUUUUUCUUCAAUCUCCCUUUGAUUUUCGAGAAUGGGCCGAUUGCAGUAGCUGCCCCAACCAAAAAUGGUGGAGAGAUUCUUCCCGAUGAAGGCGAGCUCCGGCGGCGGCGGGAAUCUCCGGCGAGAAAACCUCACUCUCCUCACCGGCCCAAUUUCCUCAGGCAAAACCUCUCUGCUCUUCCAAUUUGCUCUCAACGUGGCGAAUGCUUCUGAAAGCAACCGUGUCGUCUUCAUCUGUCACCGGAAAAGAAUCGAAUCCAACCCUCCGUUUCUCUCUCAGGGAAUCGAUCCUUCCUCCGAUGUAUUCGAUCGAAUUCAGAUGAAGUAUGUGGAUGAUGAUGAAGGAAUCAGGAAAUAUUUUGCUGCGUUUCAUCUUCAUCUUGAUUUUCCAGCUGCAGUUGUAAUCGACGAUUUUGGUGAUUACUUCACCCAAUUAAACUCGAAGGGGACUCUAAUGAAUUCACGGGCUAGAGACAUGGCGAUGGUGCGGACUCUUGCUCUAUGCCACAAUGCUAUAGUCGAUGCCAACAAGAAAGCUGCUUGUGAGCUUGUCUUAACCGAGACCAAUCCUGGAGACUCCCUGAGGUCGUUGUUCAUCUACAAACGAUGGAUCACAACCAUCUUUACAAUAAAAGGUCAUGGUGAUGGAUCGUUUCUCCUGAGAAGUAAUGGUUCAUCCGAGAAAAUCGCCAAGUAUUCGAUCACGCUGCAAUAUCUUAUCUUGGAGGAAGAGUUCUAACUGAGGAAGAGCUUACUUGCACUCUACUGAAACAGUAGGGUUUCAUUUCUUUUUACUCGUUGCCUAAAGUUGUUGACGAUGGAGUAUCAUCGCUGGGAUUAAGUAGACAGGGAACAAGUUCAAGGUCCUGCUAAAAGAACCAAGUUCUAAGCUUCAUCAAGAUUUGUUUCUUCGUUUUUUUUUUCUCCACCUUAAUAAGAUUAUUUGUUAAAUUUCCUUUUUCUGAAUGAGUUAGUAACAAGAAUUUGGUAGAA